AUGAAUGGAAUGGCAUAUAAAAUUUUUCAAUACUAUUCUUAUAAGGACUUAAAAUCAUUGUAAGAUAUUCUGAAAAUUGAUUCGAUUGGAUUUGUAAAUAUUGAUGAAGAUGAAUAAAUUAUUGAAUAUGAAAUCGAUCGAUCCAAAUGUUUAAGAUUAAGCGAUCUCAUUUUAAUGAUUAACCAAGGGUUUUUUCAAAUUUAUUUAGGACAACUAUUAGGCGUAUUUCUUGAUCUGUUAAGAAAAGUGAUAUCAUUAAAAAAUUAACACAACAUUGAUCAUUAAUAUCUUGAUGACAAUAGAAUUUGGUUGGUAUUCUAAAAUCCUAAUAAAUGUAUAAAUUUUGAUUACUAAAAAAUUGAAUACAAAAUUGUAUUUACAGGAUAUCAAUGUUAACUAUACGAGGAAAGUUCAGAAAUAAAAAUACCUGCAGAAUAGAAAGUAUAAAGGAUUAUUAAGGAUAUAUUAAUUAAUUUCAAGAAUAAAAAUACUUUUAUUAAUUCUUCUGAAAAAGAUAAAAUCAUUAAAUUCAUUUAUGAUCCAAUCAUUUAAGAAUGUGAUAAAAUGAAUAUUUAAAACACUCUAAAUUUGAUUCUAGAAAUUUUUUAUAAAUUUAAGUUCAACAGUGAAGAAUAGACUAUUGCAAUAGAUCAAACCAAAAUUAAAAUUGACAAAACAAAUUUAUAUUUAGUACAAAAUAGUUUUAAGGAUUUCAUUGAAAAUUUAAAAGGAGAGAGUUCAUUUAUUUUAGAAACUUUCCUAUUUUUUCAGUUAAAAUCAUUUACAAAUAUGCUUGAUAGAAGGGGUAGUGAAUUUUACAAAGUUGGUAAAAAGGAAAAUUGA
This is a messenger RNA of Paramecium tetraurelia, 843 nucleotides long. RefSeq lists its product as uncharacterized. The record is from RefSeq and is a predicted model, not a curated record. The transcript is spliced from 2 exons. NCBI's taxonomy places the organism in Eukaryota, Ciliophora, Oligohymenophorea, Peniculida, Parameciidae.